Messenger RNA from Sceloporus undulatus (fence lizard), 2182 nucleotides. It is a transcript of the gene SOCS4, whose product is annotated as suppressor of cytokine signaling 4. Gene Ontology annotation, cellular component: phosphatidylinositol 3-kinase complex. Lineage: Eukaryota; Metazoa; Chordata; Lepidosauria; Squamata; Phrynosomatidae. The transcript has a single exon. Gene Ontology annotation, biological process: phosphatidylinositol phosphate biosynthetic process; intracellular signal transduction; positive regulation of proteasomal ubiquitin-dependent protein catabolic process. The record is from RefSeq and is a predicted model, not a curated record. The coding region runs from base 114 to 1424 and encodes 436 amino acids. Gene Ontology annotation, molecular function: 1-phosphatidylinositol-3-kinase regulator activity.
GUCCAAGAAGUACCUGAUGGAUCCUUUCAGGGACAGGAACUGGGACAGAAGGAUUUGGCAACAGUAGUAUUGGAGUUUUUGUGAAGUCUGUCACAACAACGACCACAACAAAAAUGGCAGAAAAGAAAGAAAAGAAUUCUAAAAAUACUGAUGUUAGACCUAAAACCAGCCGGAGCAGAAGUGCAGACAGAAAAGAUGGAUAUGUGUGGAGUGGAAAGAAACUUUCCUGGUCAAAAAGGAGCGAUAGCAGUUCUGAUGCCGAAACGGCAAGCACCUCAGGAAAAUCCUCGUGUAGUUUAAGGAACCAGGAAAGGAAACACAGUUGUUCCUCAACUGAGCUGGACUUGGAACGUUCAUGUGGCCACAGAUUCCUAGGCCGCUCCCUUAAACAGAAACUGCAGGAUGCUAUGGGACAAUGUUUUCCUAUAAAGAAUUGUAGCAGUCGCCAUUCUUCAGUGCUUCCAUCAAAGAGAAAAAUACAUAUCAGUGAGCUUAUGCUGGACAAGUGUCCUUUUCCACCACGAUCUGAGCUAGCCUUUCGUUGGCAUUUAAUUAAACGUCAUACUGCCCCUGUCAAACAGAAAUCUGAAAGUUGGCUGAGUCUGGAAUCCUUGCCAGGGGAAAGGAAGGAUGGAGAACUGAGGGAUGUUGACAGUACAGAUGGAGGAGGGUCGGCGAUUUUGCAGGCAUGUAACAUCAGUGACAGUGCGUCUUGUACAUCUGAUCCUCGGGGUGAAUCCACCAUGUGUAGGCAGCUAAAGAACAGCAGAGAGGAAAGCGACAUGGACUCUGAUGAUGAAAUGAUGAUGCUUUGCACCAGCUCUAGGAAAAGAAAUAAGCCACGAUGGGAAACCGAUGAUGAGCUGCUACAACUGGAAACACCACCAAAGUAUCACACCCAGAUUGAUUAUGUUCAUUGUCUUGUUCCUGACCUCCUUCAGAUCAAUAACAACCCAUGCUACUGGGGGGUGAUGGAUAAAUACGCUGCAGAAGCACUUCUCGAUGGAAAGCCAGAAGGGACAUUUUUGUUACGAGACUCUGCUCAGGAAGAUUACUUGUUCUCUGUUAGUUUUAGGCGGUACAGUCGUUCCCUACAUGCCAGGAUUGAGCAGUGGAAUCACAACUUCAGCUUUGAUGCUCAUGACCCAUGCGUCUUCCAUUCUCCUGACAUUACUGGUCUGUUGGAGCAUUACAAAGAUCCAAGCUCUUGUAUGUUCUUUGAGCCACUUCUCUCUACUCCUUUAAACAGGACUUUCCCCUUUUCUCUCCAACAUAUAUGCAGGACAGUUAUUUGUAACUGUACAACAUACGAUGGUAUAGAUGCCCUUCCCAUUCCUCCAUCUGUGAAGUUAUAUUUGAAAGAAUAUCAUUAUAAGUCAAAAGUUAGAGUCCUCAGGAUUGAUGUACCAGAACAACAAGUCUAAAAGACAUUUAAUUAUGACUUUUUGGUUGUUAAAAGGUUAGGGAGAGGAGUUAGGUUGGUCUCCCUCCCCUAUUAUGGUACUAUUUAUAGUCUGAACUCUGCCUGAGUUUUACGGUCCAGAUGAUUUUUAUUCUCCAGCCCCAGUGGGCAGGGUUUUUUUGUGAAGAUACACAAUCUGUAGUUUUACUGGUUGUAUUAGGGUUUUAUUGAAGCUCAAGUAGUUUUUUGUUUUUGUUAAAUUUUCACUUAAGCCUAAGCUUUUAGAUUGGAAGAUGAGUCAAAAUUGAAUUUGACUUGCCUUUUAUAAACUGUGAUUUAUAUGCGGUACAGGCAUGUUUAAAACACUGUAUGCGAUGUUUUCUUCUCCAGAGUGACUAAUUUGUAUUUUAUACCUUUAUUUAAAAAUCAGUACUUUGUCCUCUCCACAAAAAGUAAAAUUAAUAUUUCUGUUUAUAACGCUGGUGCUGCUACUGUGGAGGUGUUUUAAUAUCUCUUUUGUGUGACUGAAGUUUUCUGUCUUUUGAGAUCCCAGAUUACAACAAUCUGGUAACAGGCACAACUUUUUUUUAACCGUUUUUACAAAUCAUGGGCAUAUGUGUUGUUUACUAAGAUCAUUCCUUAUUUUAAAGGAUAUGAGUGUGAGUUAAUGCUUACUUUACAAGGAGCAAAGCCUUCAAGCACUAGUCACAAAGGGGCCUUAGGCUGGAUACAGACUGAGCAAAUUUAUUAUCACGUGUGCAUAUGAUUAAAAUAAUCUUU